ACCCCAAGUCAUCAGCCACAACAAAACAUUCCGCUGUCAGCUAAGUAACGGCUACUGCUGGCACACAGGUACACGCCAAAAUACUUACUUUAAACGCGAAAACAAUGUUUUGAGUCGCGUUUGACGAGCUGACAGAGUGAUAACGAAUCUGACCCGGAGUCGUCGUGAAGGCUGUACGGGGUGAAGUCGGGGCAGACGGACAGGGCGAGAAAAAAAGAAACCCAAAAAAAACCAAAAAAAAAAACAAAGAUGGCUGUGUAACCAGAGAGACGAGUUCCAACCGAACUGUCUCCAGCCGUGGAUUCAGUCACCGACAGGUCUCGUGAGUUCCGUGGACAGUCCGUCGGUACCGAAGCAGAGGGGUUAGACGAGCAGUCGAGCUGGGCCUAGGCUGCACACAGCUGUAAUCUGCUGUCACUGCGAAUAACGGCGUCGAGAGCGAAACGACAGCUGAGGGACGCCCGAGUUGUUUUUGUUCUGCCGGGGCGCAGGGAGAGACACUCACACACAGAGGACUGCUGUGUUUGUGCUAGCACACAGUCUGCUGGCCUCACUGUAAGUCAAUUAAACUAGUCAACAAAUAAUUCAGUCGUAAUUACAGUUUAUUACACAGUCAUUCGCUUGUGAUGUCUUCAAGUUGAUAGUAAUAGUUUCAACUUAGCCCGCAUUCCUGUGUGUGACAGCCUACUGCCGUAGCGUUAGCCUGGCUAACGCUAGCUAGCUGUCAGCUGACCGUUAGCUUGACAGGUUGUAAGCUAGUCCUGAGCUAUCGUGCUAAUAUUUUGGGCUCAGCGUGGCCAGUGCCAGCUACAUCCCAGACAUUUCUGGAUAUUUCUUCGCCAUGUCCUCGCUGGAAGAGAGAGACGUGGGCGUUGCGGCCGCCCCUGGCUCCUCCUCGGGAGGCAUGGGGGUCGGGGCCGUGGGGGCAGCGGUGGAGUCUGUGGCCGGGGUCGCUGCCAUGCAGCAGGAGGAGGUCGGGAUACGACGCGAAGGGCCCGAGCCUGAUUCAGACGAGCCACCCAAGAAGAGGGUGAAAAUACCCGAGGGAGAGUCAGGAAAGCUGGAGGAGAGACUGUACUCAGUCCUAUGCUGCACCGUGUGCCUAGACUUGCCCAAGGCGUCUGUGUACCAGUGUACCAAUGGACAUCUGAUGUGUGCAGGCUGUUUCAUACACCUCCUUGCCGACUCUCGUCUCAAAGAGGAACAGGCGACAUGUCCCAACUGCAGGUGUGAGAUCAGCAAGAACCUGUGUUGCAGGAAUCUUGCUGUAGAGAAAGCUGUCAGUGAGCUACCGACAGAAUGUACCUUCUGCCUAAAACAGUUCCCCCGCUCCAGCUUAGAGAGACACCAAAAAGAAGAGUGUCAAGACAGGGUGACACAGUGCAAGUACAAGAGGAUCGGCUGCCCUUGGCAAGGUCCAUUUCAUGAGCUGCCAGCACAUGAGGACGAGUGCUCCCAUCCCACUAAGACUGGGACAGAGCUGAUGGGAAUCCUGGGCGAAAUGGACCAGAGCCACCGCAGAGACAUGCAGCUCUACAACACCAUCUUUAGCCUGCUCUGCUAUGAAAAGAUUGGCUUCACAGAGGUGCAGUUCAGGCCAUACCGCACUGAUGACUUCAUCACCCGCCUCUACUAUGAAACACCACGCUUCACUGUCCUCAACCAGACAUGGGUGCUGAAGGCCCGCGUUAAUGACUCAGAGCGCAACCCCAACCUCUCCUGCAAGCGCACCCUCUCCUUCCAGCUCAUCCUCAAGAGCAAGGUGAAUUCUGCUCUGGAGUGCUCCUUCCUGCUGCUGAAGGGACCGUACGACGACGUACGGAUCAAGCCCGUCAUCCACCAUCACUCCUUCAGCAACGACACCAAUGAGACCGACUACGUCCCUCUGCCCAUCUCCGAUUCAGUGGAGUGCAACAAACUGCUGGCCGCCAAAAACAUCAACCUGCGUCUGUUUAUCUUCCAAGUUCAAAAAUAAAAAAAGCGAGUGAAGAAGAGGAGGAGGAGGAGGAGGAGGUGGAAGAUGAAAGAGGAUGAGAAAGAAGAAUGAUGCUGGACAAGAUCGAAAAGAGAGAGAAGAUGAAGAUAAAAGACACCACUGAACCACUGAUACCUCUUAACACCUACACACACACACACGCAGGGUACACACACACACACACACAAUCACACAGGGUACACACGCUUCCACACACACACGCCACUUAUUACACUUUCCUCCUUUUCCAAGAUAGUGAGACCCCCUUGUUGGGGGGGAGGGAGGCUGUAAAUUGCUAUGGAGAUGGAUGGGCACUGAUAUGGGAUGGAGGGGGUGAAACCUGUGAUCGAUGGCACAGGUGGGGGGUCACUGGGUGCAGAGUGUGGUGGGAGGGGCUUGUUGAGGUGGUUGGUGUGUAGCUGAGGAGGCCCUGAUACACACACACACACACACACACACCGACCAAAGCAGGAUUUGCUGGGUGCAUUUGUUGCUUGUCUGUGUGUGUGUGUGUGUGUGUGUGAGAGAGUGUUAACAGACAGACCGUGGAGUUUGGCCCACUCUCAGCCUGCAUGUUCAAAUGUCCCAAACACAUGAGAUAAUGUGAAAAGGAGCAUCUGACUUCACUCAGUUGUUCUCUGGACAUGUGAAGGGAUGUGAGAGCAUGACUGUGUGCUCAUGUGUGUGUGUGCAUUUGUGUGUGUGUUCCCUCCCCCCUCUACACUCCCUUUUGGUCACUUCCUGUUUUGGCGAACAUUCUCCUUCUUUGCAUCUCAGACUUCACCGGAACAGACGAGAGAUGACACGAAACCCUUUUUUUUUUUCAAAUUUCAGCAAGAGGAGACGGCCUGGCUGCAUGCAUAUUUUAGUUCUUUUGACUUAUUCGUCCCGCUGUGGUUAUAUAUAACCUUCAACACUAAUAUUGUUUUUAUUUCUCUUAACCCUGACUAUUUAAGUAUCUGUGAACUUUUUUUUUCUUUUAAAAUAAUUUUUUUUUUAGCGUGUGAAAGGCUGCCUACAUGAGUUCAUAUGAGUGGAGUACAGGACCUACAAGACUAGAUUAGCAACCUCAUGGAGCCCCAGGUUCACUCUGUGUCACUUUUUCACUUAUAGGCUGUUCACAAGUCAUAAAAACCAUCACUUCAGUGGCAAAUCAGUCGAAAACCUAAAUAUAUUCAAUUUAUUCUCAUAUACUGUUUGACAAAAACAAAAUCUAAGCAGGUUUCCGGCAUAAAAAAGUGACAAUAUAAAGUUUUAUUCCACAAUGAAAAAAUAUAUAAGCUGAUAUAUAGUGGUUAGUUUUCUUUCGCUUUCUGUUUUGCUCACUGUUGCAGUUCUGGUCAAUUGCUUCUUUGUAAUUUGAUUUCUUGCUAGUUUGUGUGGUGAUUGCACACUGUCAAUUUUAAUGCAUAUUCAUUUAAUCCAUGUCCAUGACUUUUACUAUUUCACACAGCUACAGUCGCCUUUUUAAUAUUAAAAUAUUACAAAACAAUACAAUUUGAUGAGUCAACAGCUUAAAUCCAAAAUGACAAUUACAUUAGAUGGUGCAUUCUUCUUAAUUAUAGAACUAUAUUUCUUGAUGAAACAAAAAUGACACAGAAAACCUGGGGCCAGGUAGUUUGACAGUACGAGAGUCCUGUUGGAUUCUGGGUCUUGCUCCAAAAUACAAUAAAGCUGAUGGGCACCUGGGGACAAACCGGCUGAUCCGGUCUUGCAUACGAGUCAGCAGCAGCAGCAAAGGAAUAAAACCUAAACUGUGAGCACAGAGUCUCAGGGUGAUCUGACAUCUUUGUGUUCUUGGAGCUCAACAGCCCUCCGGAGAGGACUUUUCUGGACUUUUCUGAACUUUGGGUGGUGAUGGAUGAGGCAUGCAUGUGUGCAUGCGCCAGUGUGUGUGCGGUGGGGGUGGGGAGUUUUACCUUAACACAGUGACAUAUUAGUGUUAGACUUACUUGAACAAGAACAAGAAGAUGUUACUUAAGUAGAUUCUACUGUAAAGCAGAUAGAUCUCUCUCCUCCUGACCUCUACUUCCUGUAUUUCUGUGUUUUAAUGCUUUGUCUCUAUGCCAGUGGACUCACUCAUCUCACUAUGGCUGUACAUGUGCCUUUUAUUAAAGAUCAUGGAACCUGCA
This is a messenger RNA of Solea solea (common sole), 4107 nucleotides long. RefSeq names its product zinc finger TRAF-type containing 1 (gene zftraf1). Gene Ontology annotation, molecular function: zinc ion binding. Gene Ontology annotation, cellular component: nucleus. Bases 842 to 1975 code for a protein of 377 amino acids. The transcript has 6 exons. The record is from RefSeq and is a predicted model, not a curated record. NCBI's taxonomy places the organism in Eukaryota, Metazoa, Chordata, Actinopteri, Pleuronectiformes, Soleidae.